CGUAAUAAGCGGCCGUCAAAAUGGACGGCUCAGUGCGAAUAUUAAAUAAACUUAAUGUUUACAUACCCAUAGAUAAGAUUUUAUUUGCAUUGAAUGAUAUUUAAUUCCCCGCGUGUAUUGCAUUCAGCCAUAUUUAGUAACGCGCGCUGUCAGUUGACUCGUUUUUAUUUUUUUUUUUUUAAUUUGUGUAAAAGUUUUCGUCGCGUUCGGAAAUUGGAAUUUAGGUGUUGGAUUUUUUUUUGUUUUUCGUUUUUUUUUUUUCAAAAUGGGAAUUUUUUCUUAUGUUUAUAGAUUAUUUGUAAUGCAAAAUAUAUACGUAAAGUGAUUCGUUUGUGGUUGAAAAAAGACAUUUUUAAGUGUUGUGGACAAUUUUUUUGGUUAUAAAAUUAUUUUAUUCAAUAUUGACUUUUAAAUUUUAAAUCUUUGUCUUUUGGACUUUAUAAUAUCGUUAAUUAAAAGCCUACAUAUGACAUACUUUUUGAAUAAACGUAAAGUGAAGACAAGAAAGGUGCAUAGUCCUGAUUCUUGUUUCUGUUUGUGUCGAUUUUGUUGUGCAUUGCGAAGACAACGAACAACUUGUGAUUCGUUAACAAAAGUCCCUGUAUCAGUACUUAAAAGAUAUAAUUUCUGUCUCUGGUCUUUUAAAUACAGAAUAGAAUACGACUCUGUGAUUUGAGUUUGCUAAAGGAAAUACACGGACAAAGUCUAUUUUCGUUGAAGAUAACGUAAUACCGAGACAAAGGAAAGUCGAGUGGUUUGUUUAAUGUAGUAUUACAUGUGAAAAACAAGAUUUGUUUAAACAGAUUAAAUAUAUUUGACGUGUGAUAGAAAUUUCCGAACGGAUACAGCAACGUCAUUAUGCAAAAAUCGAUUUAAAAAUGUUUGUAAACAUUCGAAUUUGGAACGAGUAAUGACGUUAUAGAUAAAUUGUUAUCUUUCCCCUUCUUUUAUAUUGGAAAUGAUAAAGACCAAUAAUGAUUAGUUAAUCGCAAGCAGCUUCAAGUUCUGCAAAAAAAGCUGUUCGAUUGAAAAGAAAUCAGUUGAUACGAGACAUUGUCUUAAUGAACUAUAGCGGAGAAGAGAAAAAAAGAUAAAUUCGCACCAAAGAUUACAAAGAUAAUAAAAGAUUAGAAAUGGAUCUCUCAGUUGCGCAUUAUACAUAUCCAGCCCCGUACUAUCCAAUAUCAUCGUAUUUAAAUCCAGUUUUGUACCCGGACUAUCUAAGUUCCUACUACAAAUUUUACGAUGGAAUGUAUACUAUGCGUAUGUUGGAUGGAGCACCUCAUAUUCCUCCACACAACCACUCCCAUAUGACUGUGGCAACUGAGCGUGAUUCUGCUUCGGACAGUGCGGUGUCUUCUAUGGGCUCCGAGAGAGUCCCUUCUCUGUCUGACGGUGAAUGGUGCGACGGCAAUGAUUCCGCUCAGGAGUUCCACAGUUCAAAAUUCCGACCAUACGAUGCUGCGUACUCCAGAGAAAGAUCUCAUCCACCACAAAAGAAACACCAUAUGUUCGGCAAAAGAUGCUUCCAGGAGCAACCAACAACAAACUUGGAGCCGUUAACUCGCACCCCCAGCGUCGUUAAAUAUGAAUGCCCUGAACAGACUUACCAUCACGAUUUGCAAAUGCAUAAUAUAGACUACAGCGCACGUCAGAUGGCGCCGCACGCGCCUGUAAUCCAGCCCAGUCUAGACUUGAACGCAGCUCAUUCCAGCCAUGCGCUUUUACAGUCAAACGUACCAAGCCCCGGUCGCUACGUAAGCGGUGAGCGCGUUCGUCAUAACCACACUUACAGUGCUCUCGAGCCUCCCGCUGAAAGACAUGUCACUAGAGACAAACGAGUUCGAAGGUUGACGGAUGGUAGUACUUCGGAUGGCGGGUCGACAAGUUCACAGCAUCUGUCGAGAGAUGAGAAACGCGCUAAGGCACUGGGUAUUCCGUUGGAAGUGCACGAUAUUAUCAAUCUACCAAUGGAUGAAUUCAACGAGCGUCUUUCCAAACAUGAUUUGAGUGAAGCCCAACUGUCUCUUAUCAGGGACAUACGUCGUCGUGGUAAGAACAAGGUGGCAGCUCAGAACUGCCGCAAACGUAAACUGGAUCAAAUCACAUCACUGGCUGAUGAAGUACGCACUGUACGCGACCGCAAAGCGCGUACUCAACGCGAGCACAGCGCGUUGCAAGCGGAGCGACAACGCGUCAAGGAAAGGUUCGCGGCACUGUACCGCCAUGUAUUCCAGAACCUUCGUGAUCCUGAUGGCAGACCAUUAUCUUCAAAUCAAUAUUCUCUACAACAAGCCGCGGAUGGUAAUGUAGUUCUGGUGCCGAAGAUGCACCAUGACCAUCCUAUUAACAGGACUGAUGAUGAUAUGGACAGAAAAACGAAGCACUACGAAUGAAACUGGUUGUUUACAUGAAUAAAUGAAUUUUACAAAAAUUUAAACAAAGAAUGAUUGGAUUUUACAAUUAUAAAUUGGAUUUUACAUUUGUAAAUUGGCUUGUUUACAGAUUGAACAGUAUAAAAAUGUCUAGAAAUCUAAAUGAUAAUUUCUUAAAAUAACUAAUUACAGCCUUUUGAUACCUUUAUAAAUGUUUUUUACAUUUUAAACUCACAAAAUAAUAGGAAAUAAACUCAAUAGAAGUGUCUUGUCUAACUGGUUGGACUUUAUAUUUGCUUGGAUCACCAAAAUAAUUAGAACUCCAAACAUAGCGUGUUCCAUUAUCCGCGUGUAAAAAAUGUUCAUAUCACGAUAAUAGGCAUUUUUUUUAAUUUAUUCGCCAGUUUAUAAAAUACCAGUGAUGCGAAAAUAUUUUGCAGUAAUUUUAAACCAGUGUUUUCUUUUAUUUCUUGUGUCAACUUACAUAAGAAAUAGGAUCGAAAAUUGUAAUUGUUGGAAAAAAAAAAUAUUUUUCUUUUCUAAAUGUGAUAAAACGACAAAAUUCCAUUUUUAUUUAGAGUGUGGUUAGUGGUUUUUUUUUUAAUAUAAAAUAGAAUUUUCCAAAACACGAACGAUAAAACAAUGCGUGCACUAUAACAUGUUAUUGAAUAAUGACGUCAUUAUUACAGCUAUACAACAAGCUUUGUUAAUAUGACGUCAUUUCAUUAUUAUUACUAAUCGGAAAGAGAUAUGUCAUUAAAAAUAUCUAAAUUUUAGCAUACUCACGCCUGUAAACUUAGGGAUAGGUAGCUAUGAAGAAAA
Messenger RNA from Papilio xuthus (Asian swallowtail), 3197 nucleotides. RefSeq names its product segmentation protein cap'n'collar-like. Bases 1134 to 2396 code for a protein of 420 amino acids. The transcript is spliced from 11 exons. Gene Ontology annotation, molecular function: RNA polymerase II cis-regulatory region sequence-specific DNA binding; DNA-binding transcription factor activity, RNA polymerase II-specific. The record is from RefSeq and is a predicted model, not a curated record. Lineage: Eukaryota; Metazoa; Arthropoda; Insecta; Lepidoptera; Papilionidae. Gene Ontology annotation, biological process: regulation of transcription by RNA polymerase II. Gene Ontology annotation, cellular component: nucleus.